CAUCUUCAACACAACUUAUAAUUCCUUCUCCUUAACUCGUGGAAGUACAUUCGUUGUGUUUUAAUUUUAAAAAUAAAUUCGAGGUGUUGGUUCAAAUUGAUAUUAUGACUGGCAAUUUUAGUAAUAUUAACUAUAAUUAUCAUUAUUUUUGUUGUAAUUACAAACAGCUUCAGUUUUAGAAAGCUUUUAUACUUUGGCACUUAAUUAAAAUUGCUGGCCAAUCAAACAUGAUAUUUCAACUUACUAUUUUGACGCUUGUAAUAAGUUACGUACAAGCCCAAACUGGAUGUGACUUUAGCACAGAUGUUCAAGUGGGGUCAUCCUACUACGUGUACAGUCCUAAUUAUCCCAACAAGUACCCGGCCGGGGUUCGGUGUCGUUGGAUUGCAACAUGUCCUACGGGAUACAACUGCCGACUCGAUUGCCAGCUUAAUAUUCCGCAGUCAACUGGAUGUACAAUGGACCGUGUACUGAUAUCAAAGAAUGGAGAUACUACCCUGAAAGGAGCAGAAUCCUACUGUGGUAGAGGUACACUUAGCGUCACUUCGUUAGGUCAAAUAAUUUGUGUUGGUUUAAUAACAGAUAACAACAGCACCGGGGGUGACUUUUUGUGUAAUUUGUAUGCUGAACGUGAUAUGAAUACAAACACAUGCAAUUGUGGAAUACAGAAUACGCGGCGCAUUGUUGGUGGCCAAGACGCCGGCCCCAAUGAGUUCCCCAUGAUGGCAGGUCUGGUGGAGUACGAAGGACAGGCCUCACUUAUUUGUGGAGGAGUUAUUAUAUCCAACCGCUAUGUACUUACUGCAGCCCAUUGUCUGCUGGGCAGGAACUAUAAUAAUUUGGCAGUUAUUGUUGGCGAACAUGAUACAAGCACUGGGGAUGAUUCUCCCGCCACAAAGGGAUACAGACUAUCAAGUAUAACGACUCACCCGAUGUUUAACAAUAAUACAUACGACUACGAUAUUGCCAUUUUGAAGACAGCACAACCGAUACAAUUUAGCCAAUAUGUGAGUCCAGCCUGUCUACCCUUCAAGUUUUCAAAUUACGAUUUUACAAAUCAGAAAGUCAUAAUUUUGGGCUGGGGCACGCUUUUCAUCGGUGGUCCUCGACCCAAUGUUCUUCAGAAAGUUGAGGUGAAUGUGAUAAGUCAGCCAUCUUGCCAACGAAGCGUUAGCACUCUUACUUCCAGACAGAUGUGUACGUUCACACCCGGGAAGGAUGCUUGUCAGUAUGAUUCAGGUGGUCCUUUGCUGUACAAGGAUCCAGAAACUGGUUCACUCUUUAGUGAAGGACUCGUCAGUUUCGGCAGAGCAUGUGCUUCAGCUGACCAACCGGGAGUCAACACACGCAUCACAGCAAUAUUAAAUUGGAUUGUAAACACUGCGCCAGCGGAUUAUUGUGUAAAAUAAUUGCAAUAUCUAAUAUGCAUUUUUUACUUUAAUAAAGUUAUCCAAAAAGCAA
Leptidea sinapis is the source of this 1461-nucleotide messenger RNA. RefSeq names its product venom serine protease-like. Gene Ontology annotation, biological process: proteolysis. The record is from RefSeq and is a predicted model, not a curated record. Bases 228 to 1409 code for a protein of 393 amino acids. Gene Ontology annotation, molecular function: serine-type endopeptidase activity. The transcript has 10 exons. NCBI's taxonomy places the organism in Eukaryota, Metazoa, Arthropoda, Insecta, Lepidoptera, Pieridae.